AUGGAUUCGACCGCUUCCCUCCGCGGGGCUUCGGACGAGCUCGACCGCAACGGUAGUGAUCCUGACCUGGUUCACACUCACAAGAAGCAACUUUCUCAAGAGCUUCCGGAUGAUUUACCCAAGUCUUUGGACGACCGUCGUUCCUUUCCCGUGAUUCAACCCGAGACUGAGAUGUAUGAUGGUUGGCAAGGCCAAUCCCAGUUUCUCACGACGCCUGUGGCCGCGAAACCGUUGAGCUUCAGUCUCGCCCUGGACGAUCACUCGCAUGAUGACGAACAUAGUUUACAGGCCCAGUAUGGACGGGGCCUUGCGGCUGCGGUGGAUGACGAUAAUGAGUCGACUACCACGGCUCGGCUGGAGGAUAGCGAUGCCCGGCUGAUGGAGAUGCUCGCUGCGCAGGCGGCUCAUCGGGAAGUAGAUUCACUGGGAGCGGAUGAAGAAUCAAUCGCAAUGGACGAAAAGCUAUCGGCGACAGAAAAGAAGGAUAUUUUACAACGAAGUUUGAACAUGGCUGCGAGCAACGGCGAUGUAGAACGUGUGCGCAAAUUGGUACAGGGCAAAGCGAAAGAUUAUGUGGAUGUGAACCUGCCAGAUGAGGAGGGGACCGUGCCGUUAAUAUAUGCCAGUUGCUUUGGGCACCAAGACGUAGUUUCAGCCCUUUUAAACGCAGGUGCCAAUGUUGACCAGCAGGAUCGCAAUCAAUGGAGCGCCUUGAUGUGGGCCAUGACAAACAGACACAAGACGAUUGCGAAGAUUCUUCUCGACCACGGAGCGUCGCCGGAUAUCAAGUCCUCGUCUGGGGGCACUGCGUUUGAUUUCGCGCAGCCGGGAAGCGAGAUUUCGGAAUACCUGCAUGAGAAUGGCUAUCAUUUUGGUCCUACUGUGAUUGAAGAUGAUUUUUACGACGCUGGUUUGGCGCACGGGCGGUUCGAGGAGGAACUUGCGGAGACUGAAAUGAAAAGAAGGAUGAUGAUGGAAGAGAGUGCUAUUAAUCUGGAAGUUGAUCUAUCGAGCCUGGGGCUCGAUGAGAAAUAUGAUGCACUCGAUGAGGAAGAGCUGGAAGAAGAACAACAGGAAUUUGUCUGGGAUCGAUGCCUGAACGACCAAAUGUUCGUCUUCCAGGAGAGCGAACUAGAGAGGAUCCUAGACAUAAUCAUCACCAACAUGACUCCGCAGCGAUCUGUGUCGCAGAAGCCAGUCCCCGCCAACCUCCUUUUCCUCAGUGCCCGGUACGCACAUUACCAUGCUAGCCCUGAAUUACUCGCGAAGCUACUCGUCUCGGCGACGGAUAAGAUCAACGAUGUUGUUGAACGUCAUCAAUGGGACAUGACUAUAUUGGCGUUCUGGAUGUCGAACGCCACCUUGCUCUUACAUUACCUGAAAAAGGAUGGGGGUCUCGUGGAGGCGACUGUGGAGUUCCAAUUGCACCUGGCGGAACUUAUAAAUGAGAUAUUUAUCUUAAUCAUUCGGGACGCCGAGCGCCGAAUGAAUAAGGUACUAGACGAGGCGAUGCUCGACCACGAGACCAUCCCUGGACUAGAGGAUGUUCACUUCCAAAACGAGUGGAAGCUUUUCCGCUCCAAGUCCAAGGCCAAAGCCCCCGAGCCCGCCGAAAAGCGCUUCAGGCCACCAUCCCCGCGGCGACGAGCACAGGUUUCACCGCGCAAUAUCACUUCCCUGCUAUCCUCUACACUGUUCGUGCUAGAUCUCUACGAUGUCCACUCUGUCAUUAUCACUCAAAUCCUCUCACAGCUACUGUACUGGCUGGGAGCGGAGAUCUUCAAUCGCAUUAUGACCACCAAACGCUACUUAGCCCGGACCAAAGCUAUGCAGAUUCGUAUGAACGUAUCUACCUUGGAGGACUGGGCACGUAACAAUAACCGACAGCCUGAACAUUAUGAGAAUGGGUCUAUGACUAGUACUGGCGAAAGCACUAUGGACGCCGCCCGCAGACAUCUGGCUCCGGUUAUCCAGCUAUUACAAUGGCUGCAGUGCUUCUCCUCUUUAGGGGACGAUUUCGAGUCCCUUGUCACCACUUUGCUUCAGUUACAGCAACUGACGCCAGCCCAGCUUCUUCACGCGGUUAAAUCUUAUCGGCCUGAGGUAGGAGAGAAGGGUCUCACGAAGCCAGCGAUGAAAUUUCUGAUUGAGCUGCAACGCGAUCCUGACCUGCUGUUCCGAGAACAAGCCAAACUUCAAGGGGGCAAAGAGCAAACGGCGGAGCCAGAGGCAGGGCAAACGGAGGGGCGGCCACGGACUCCUCGACAAGAUCCACCUGAUGAACAUGCCUCCGCCGCAUCUCCAAAGUCUUUCAUGACAUCACCGCGUAUGGAUGAACGAAAUGGGGCGAACGGGAUUUUCUUGGACCCAUCCCUCACCCUUCCCUUCUCAUUACCUACCAGUACCGACAUGUUGAUCAGUUACGGGGCCGGAUGGGGUGGCACCAACCGGGAACGAGCACGCAAGUACAUUCCUACUGUGCCUCCCGAGGUGUUGAGUCGGUUCGAUCGUGACAGUUGA
This is a messenger RNA of Aspergillus oryzae RIB40, 2520 nucleotides long. RefSeq names its product DIL and Ankyrin domain protein. The transcript is spliced from 4 exons. Bases 1 to 2520 code for a protein of 839 amino acids. Lineage: Eukaryota; Fungi; Ascomycota; Eurotiomycetes; Eurotiales; Aspergillaceae. The record is from RefSeq and is a predicted model, not a curated record. Gene Ontology annotation, molecular function: GTPase binding.